Macadamia integrifolia is the source of this 2257-nucleotide messenger RNA. RefSeq lists its product as uncharacterized. The transcript is spliced from 5 exons. NCBI's taxonomy places the organism in Eukaryota, Viridiplantae, Streptophyta, Magnoliopsida, Proteales, Proteaceae. The record is from RefSeq and is a predicted model, not a curated record. The coding region runs from base 672 to 1994 and encodes 440 amino acids.
GUGUAUUAUUCUGCUUAGACAAUUCCACCACUAACCCACGUCCCCACCUCUCUCUCUCUCUAACCAUACCAUACCAUACCAUACCACGCCACCAAGAUGAAGACUGGAAGAAGAAGAUCUCACUUUCUCUCUCUAGCUUUCUUUUCAGACUUGAGAGUUGAGUGUUAAAUCGACUUCUCAGAGAAACCCUUUACCUUUAAAAGAAUAGAAAAAAAAACAAAAACAAAAACCUAAAAAGGAGGUACUUGGUUUCAUUGUUCAUUCGUUUGGUCACGUCAGUUUCAGGUUUAAUUUGUUCUUAUUACGAAGGAAGCGCUGUGUGCGCCUCCCUGGCUAUCUAAUCCGAUCUUCCUCAACUGGAAUGUUCUAAACCGAACUGAACCAAUCCCACUAUCAGCUUUUGGAAACCCUAGCCUUCUUCGUUUCCUCUAUACACUCUAGUGGGCGAUUCUGCUGUCAAAUACUGCUUCUCGCGCCUUGAAUUUCGGUUUCUUUCUAUUGCAAUUCCAACUUUGCUUCAUGCAUCUUUGGAAAGGAGCAGUUCCGGUUAAUUUCUUCUGGCUUCCACAGGAACUAUUGGACUCGCACAGUUCUCAGAGGAGAAUGUGCAUGAGUAGAUCUAGACGAAUUAUAAUCUCUUGAUAGAUUUCUGCUGGUGUAUAUGAGUGAGCAUGGGUUCUGCCUGUUGUGUUGCUGCAAGGGACAAGACACUUCCUGAAAGAACCGACAGUGAAGUUUUACAAAGUAAUGCUAGAUAUUCGCCAUCAUGGAGCUCUCACUGGGAGAAUCAAGGCCAUGUAAUAGGUGAAAUGGACAAUCAAAUAAAUCAGUUUUCUCACGGAAGCAGUGGAAAUGUUGGCGUGGAGAGAAAGGACCAGAGGGAUAUGGAAAUGGGAGAUGUUUCAGAUGGAGGGAGUCCACGGGAGGAUUUUCAAACACCCACUUGGGAGAAAUUCCCUGUUAACGAAGGAACUGCCGUGAAUCUGAGGAAUCCAGCUUCUGAUUCAGCCAUGGGAAACGCUGUGUCUACUAUGGUGAAAGAUUUAGGAGAAUCAUCUGUAGUUGUCAAUCCUUCAGUGUCAAAGGCUUUGACUUCCUCUUCAUCAAUAUCCAAACCAGACCCUUUAUCAUCUCCGAGCCAAACUCCACCUAUCUACUCAGGGCCAUCAACGCAGGCCAACUGUUCACCAGGACACCAGCUUGUGAGGCAGAUCUCCGUAAGCCGAAUACCUGGAUUGAAAUCACCUAACAGCUCAGUGUCUGAAGGAAGACAAUCAUUUGCGUUUUCUAUGUGCAGCAAUGACACAACAAUGGGCUCCCAGGGAGGGCCUUCGGAUGGUUGGUCCAUGCGUGCCUUUUCUGAGCUUGUGGCAUCUUCUCAAAGAGAAAGGUGGUCUUUUGACAGUGAGAGCUUGGAUUCUAGCCGCGGAAAGUUAACCAGAUCCAGUAGUCGGCUGUCAGUGCCUCCAUCUGUUGAUAUGCAAACAUGUGGAGCAUGCUUGAAGCUUUUGACAGAGAGAUCUUCAUGGAGCAGCCAGAAAAUAAUUGCUACUAGUGAGCUAUCUGUGGUUGCUGUUCUUGUCUGUGGACAUGUGUUUCAUGCCGAGUGCUUGGAGCAUAUUACACCUGAAAAGGAUAGAUAUGACCCAGCAUGCCCAUUGUGCGUGGGUGGAGAGAAGCAGGUUCCUAAGAUGUCCUGGAAAGCAUCCAGAAUUGAAGCAGAUUUGAAGGCAAAGAGCAAUUGGAUAUCCAGAAACCGGGUAGUGGAUAGUGAUCUGGAGGAAGACACUUUUGCACCUGAUGACCGGAACGGGAAAGGUACUGGACGGCAAGGGAAAGUUCUCAAGUUGGGGCCUAGCUCCAGCAUGGGUUCUUUUGGGAAGAAGCCUUUCUUGAGGCGUCACUUCUCGCUUGGGUCGAAUAGGAGUAAAUCCCUUUCGGAAAAUGAUUCUUCAAGAAGGAAGGGGUUCUGGGCAAGAUACCGCAAGGAUUAAGCUCCCAAUAUGGAUUUGCAGCAUUUUCAAGAUUCAGAGACCGCUCGUUUCCUGCAAUCUCAGUUAAAGGCUGAACAGUGAACGUAUCAGUAUAGUAUCCAAUGAAUCUUUGAUUAUAUACUGUUGCAGUAAUUUUCUGCGAAAUGUCAAACAGAAGUGGGCUGUUUGUUGAACUUCAUCGCAUUGUAGAGGAAGAGGAAAAAAAAAAACAAGGUAAAGCAACAAAGUUUCAAUGAAUAACAGAAAAUGGGAAAGUUGCAUGA